ACAAAGAAAUAAAUUAGACCAAAAGCUAGUGGAAGAAGAGAUAGUUAAAAGGAUGGAGGAGUAUAAUAAGAGUUUGGAGAUGUUAGUUCUGUUGAAACAAUGUGAAGUUCACAAGGUCAAAUUUCACAUACAAGUUCAAGCUGGAAAUUCACGAAAGGUGGUUGCUGUUAUAGCAAUCAAAAGGUUGGAACCCACUUGGAUCAUUCUAGAUAGGGAAAUGAAAAAAGAGAAGAAGUACUUUAUGGAGAAGCUAUCAUGUGGAAUAUCAAAAUUGAAAAGUGACAACUCCAUAGAAGACGUGAGAGGACCGUUAAAAUUAAUGGAGAACACUAAGGUCUCCCUUACUCGAAAUACAUUUUCGUAUGAUGAAAUGAUACCGGGAGAGGAUGAUUCAUCAGAAGAACGUCCUUCUUCGCAGCAAAACUCGAAAGCUGUUUCUCGUACGAGAACCUCAUGCAAAGAACAGGCAAGCAGUAUACCAGGAAAGCUCUAUUCAGAUUUUUGUGAAAACAAAGUAAAAACAACAACAGGAAACUCACCUUCCCACGUCUCCGAUGACCAAAACCAAAAGCAUGAACAUAUCAAGGACAAUGAAAGAGAGGAGAUAUUCGAUGAUCAAUAUUUGUAUGGCGUAAUAUCCGAGAAAUCUGAAUGUUCCUUUUGUGGGAACAGAAGGCCGAAAAUGAGACUGCAUAAGGACUUCAGUUAUAAGGAACUUGAAGAAGCAACAAAAGGAUUUUCCAAUGAGAAUUUUCUAUCAGAAGGCGGAUUUGGUUCUGUUUAUAAAGGGUAUUUAAAGAAUGGACUAAGAGUUGCUGUGAAGCAGCAUAAUGAUAUGAGCCUUCAAGGAGAUAAAGAAUUCAAGUCCGAAGUUGAGGUUCUAAGCAAAGCUAGGCAUCCAAAUUUGGUCAUGUUGUUAGGGUCUUGCUCUGAAGGUAGCCAAAAGUUGCUUGUCUAUGAGUAUGUUUGCUAUGGUUCUCUAGACAAAUUCUUAUCAGGGGAUAUAAGAAUGUCUCUCAGUUGGGAGAAGAGGCUAAAAAUAGCUUUGGGUGCUGCCAGAGGCUUAGAAUAUCUUCAUAAACACAACAUCAUUCACAGAGAUAUUAGACCUAACAACAUCCUCAUCACACAUGAUCAUGAAUCGCUGUUAGGAGAUUUUGGACUUGCAAAAGCGGCGUAUGAUGAAUCACAACAUUCUUCUGGUAACAACGUGGUUGGUACUUUUGGAUAUAUGGCACCAGAAUAUGCAGCAAGUGGAAAGUUCUCGACUAAAACAGAUGUUUAUGCUUUUGGGGUUGUUCUGCUGCAGCUUAUCACUGGACUCAAGAACACAGACAACUGUCUUGAAGAUAGAAGUCUUGUUGAAUGGGCAAUACCUCUUCUGGAGCAAAAGAAUUAUCCGCGUCUAAUUGAUAAAAGUAUUGUCGAUUCCCAUGAUUUCCAUCAGCUAUUUUGGAUGGUUGAGUUAGCAGCAAAAUGUCUCGAAAAGGAUCCUGAUAAGAGGAAUUCCAUGGAAUGGGUGGUUAAGAUUUUGAGUGAUAUAAUGGAAGGAAAUGCUGAUACUUCUAUAGACUUCAACACCAAAAGCAAUAAUGAAGAUGAUAAAAUUCUUGGAACAGUAACAACUUCUUCUUCAUUUUCAACAGACAGAACAUGUUCAUCAAAAAGGUGGAGUCCUUCAUCAUCCAAUAGUACUCAUGAAGAAUGUCAAAGUAGGAAGAUCCCUCUCAAACAUAAAGGGGCAACUCCAAACAAAAGCAAACUACUUUAUAAAGAGAUGAUUCAUUGAGUAGUUCGUUUUAAUUAAAGGCGGA
Messenger RNA from Solanum stenotomum, 1814 nucleotides. Its product is annotated as probable serine/threonine-protein kinase PBL5. The transcript has 8 exons. Gene Ontology annotation, biological process: protein phosphorylation. Gene Ontology annotation, molecular function: ATP binding; protein tyrosine kinase activity. Gene Ontology annotation, cellular component: plasma membrane. Bases 53 to 1789 code for a protein of 578 amino acids. The record is from RefSeq and is a predicted model, not a curated record. Lineage: Eukaryota; Viridiplantae; Streptophyta; Magnoliopsida; Solanales; Solanaceae.